GCUUAUAUAUCGGAUGGGAAAUUUAGAUUUUGUUCAUAUGAUAUAUGAGUCCAGCCUUGCAUCGGAAUUAAGUUUCUUUGUUCUUUUUGUUUUUCUGAGUCUCUGGUUAACGUGAUCAACGACGAUUUUCGUACUGCCGAUGUCGUUGUCAACUAGAUAUUUCGCGGCCAUGAACGGCGAAGAGCCACCGAUUGAGAAGAAGAAGAAGGCCUCUGAGGUGUACCCGAUUCUGCCACUUCCGGAUGAUCUGGUAUUGAGUUGUUUGGCACGCGUCUCUAGAUUGCAUUACCCAACUCUCUCACUCGUAUCCAAGAGUUUCCCCUCACUCCUUUCUUCACCGGAGCUUUACAAGACUAGAUCACUCUUAGGUCGUACCGAGAGUUGUCUCUACGUGUGCUUAAGGCUCCCUCCUGACUUUCACACAACUUGGUUCACUCUCUGCCGGAGACCAGAUCACGCCCAGAAGGAGAAGAAGAAGAAGAAGAAGUCAAGUGGAAAUCUUUUAAUCCCAAUCCCAUCUCUGCAAUCUCGUCCUGUGCACCCGUCCGGUCUCUCGGCGGUUGGCUCUAAUAUCUACAACAUCGGUGGACAUAUCAACGAUGCGCCUUCGUCUACUGUCUCGAUCCUGGACUGCAAGUCUCAUACUUGGUGCGAGGCUCCAAGCAUGCUGGUGGAGCGGGCUUAUCCAGUUUCCAGUGUUGUUGAUGGUAAGAUAUAUGUAGCAGGAGGAUGUGAAGAAGAUUACAGUUCCUCCACAUGGAUGGAGGUCUUCGAUUUGAAAAAGCAAACUUGGGAACUUGUGUCGAGCCCUCUUGUAGAGAGAUGCGAUAGUGGUAUGAACAGGAGCGCAGUAAUUGACGGAGAAAUAUUUAUGUUUGGGAAUAAGGGUUUGGGUGUGGCUUACAAGCCAAAAGAAGAUAAAUGGCAAGGCAUAGGUGCUAUGACUAAUUUGGCUUUAGGAUGGCGAUACUUUUCUCAUUGCGUGGUAGAUAUAGUUAAAUAUAAAUUUGUCCUUAUCACACACUAUAUAUAUCCUAUGAAUACAAUACCUCCGAUCAGAGUUUCCAUCCGACUACAGUUUGAUUAACGGCGAUUUUCGUACUGCCGAUGUCGUUGUCAACUAGAUCUUCCGUGGCCAUGAACGACGAACAGCCACCGAUUGAG
Messenger RNA from Camelina sativa (false flax), 1164 nucleotides. Lineage: Eukaryota; Viridiplantae; Streptophyta; Magnoliopsida; Brassicales; Brassicaceae. The record is from RefSeq and is a predicted model, not a curated record.